GAGGCACUUAAACCUCUUCCAGAAGUAUCUAGUCAUGAUGGACAACCAUAUGCCGCACCUUACAGAAUACGUACAGCGAUCUGAUAGCGACUCGAACAUAAACAAACAUGAGGCUGACUGUCACCGCGUGCCAGUCACGCCUACACGCAUAGUUUAGGACAAGGACACCUGACACAAGGCAACCUUGGUGCAGAGUCUGGAACUUAGGGCUACGUUCUAAGUCCAAGCAAAGGAAAGAUUAUUACCAAGAGACAUCACGUGGAAGCCUUCCAUACCAAGAAGCAUCACAAUGGAAAUAGCAACAGGAAAGGCUGGAGUGGAGCAGGCAGCAAAUGCAAUAGGAUGCAUGUCAGUUCAGCAGAGUGGGGAGGUGGCGGGGCGCAUGGUGGUCCAGCAGUGUCUCAGUGCAUCCCUCAAGCUGAAGAGAGCUGAGAAUGAGGCACCUGAGAUUGUUGAGAUUGGCCGUGGCAUGGUUGUCUUUGUGUGCUUCUUGGAGAAAGCAACAGAAGAGACAGUUGAUAAGUUGUCCAAACAUGUAACCAAUGUACGACUGUGUGAGAAUGACAGUGGCCGCCGUGUGUCAGUGUGUGAUGUGCAGGGUGAUGUUCUCAUUGUGCCUCAAGCAACUCUAGGUGGCAAGCUGAAGGGUAAAGCAAUGCAGUACCACAUGAAUAUUGAUAAGGUUUUUGGAGAAGCUCUUUACCAUAAGUUUUGUCACCAAGUACGGAGCAGUUCAGAAAAGGUUUCAAGUGGUAAUGUCAAGUGUGGAGUGUAUGGCACUAGGCAGGUCUUGAGUAUGGAUACCAAUGGGCCAUACACUCAUAUCGUAGAAGUGUAAAACUCCAUUUGUGCCAUGAAAAUGAUCUUCAGGUGGGUUUGGCCUUAUAUUCUCCAAUAUUAUCCUGACAAUGUGAUUGUUUUAUUCCAGGUUAUGUGCCAUAAGAUGGAAAGAAAUUAUCUUUGAUGUAAAUUAACCUUUGUUCAAAAGUUCAGAAUUUGUCAUGAAACCUCCAAGACAAGAGUGUAACCAAUAACUUAAAAUACAUUCCUAUAAGAUCCAGUGUUGUGAAAUAAAACAUAGAAGUGAA
Scylla paramamosain (green mud crab) is the source of this 1088-nucleotide messenger RNA. RefSeq names its product D-aminoacyl-tRNA deacylase 2-like (gene Dtd). The record is from RefSeq and is a predicted model, not a curated record. Gene Ontology annotation, biological process: tRNA metabolic process. NCBI's taxonomy places the organism in Eukaryota, Metazoa, Arthropoda, Malacostraca, Decapoda, Portunidae. The transcript is spliced from 3 exons. Gene Ontology annotation, molecular function: D-tyrosyl-tRNA(Tyr) deacylase activity. The coding region runs from base 290 to 838 and encodes 182 amino acids. Gene Ontology annotation, cellular component: cytoplasm.